AUGGGGAUAAGGCACCUUUUGUUGCUGCUAAUAUACCUGGACCCGCUGUGCGUGCUGAGCGCCGCUGCAGGCGGUAAAAAGCCCAAGCCGGCGCCCCGGAAGGCUCCCAAAGCCACGGCGGUCCCCACGGCCGUUCCGCAGAAGACCCCGCAGCCGGCGCCCGCCAGCAACCACGACACAUGCCUGGGCUACUACGACGUGAGCGGGCAGUAUGACAAACUGUUCGAGUGCAACAACACGGACCACCGGUACUGCUGCGGGACGUGCUACCUGCGCUUCUGCUGCGAGUACAAGAAAGACCGGCUGGAUCAGAAAGCCUGCAAGAACUACCAGACGCCGGUGUGGGUGCAGACGGCACCCACACCUGACCCCAUCCCGACCGGGGAAACGUACGAUCCGAGCAUGGAUCAGACCAGCACGGCGGUGUACAUCACCUGUGGGAUCAUAGCCUUCAUCAUAGUGGUGGGAGUGUCGGUCAAAGUCGCCUACGACAAAGCUACAGAGCCGCCUCAGGAAAUGAAUAUACAUAGGGCCCUCGCAGACAUCCUGAGGCAGCAGGGGCCCAUCCCCAUCUCGCAAUACGACUGUGAGAACUUUGCAGCGAUGAACGGCUCGCCCAAAGACAACACGCCGCUCAGAACCUCAUCCAAGAACCACUACACCCCUGUUCACACCUCCAAAUCCAACCACGGUCUCCACUAUGGGAAGGAGAGCGUCCGAAACAGUGGUGGCGCUGAGCUUCAUAGCUUCAUCUCCUCUGGUUUUGUGACAUUGGGUCGAGGCCAUCCAAAAGGUAAACACAACUAUAACCAUGUGGCUCUAGGUAGCCCUACACGCACACCUAAGAAUGAAAACAAUCGGAUAAGUGGCAUCCUGACCUCGCAGACGGAGCCCUACGACCUGUCUUUCUCACGCUCCUUCCAGAGCCUGUCUCACCUGCCGCCUUCCUAUGAGGCGGCCGUCAAAGCCGACCUCAGCCGCUUCUCAUCCCUGAAGAAACUCACAGAUAAAGAUGUCGACGACUACUACACUCGUAAGCGCCACCUGCCCGACCUGGCAGCAAGAGGCACUCUUCCCUUGCAUGUUCUCAAAAUGAGCCAAGACCAGUCUCAACAAAGGCAGAGGCCCCGUCGCGUCCAGAGGGCCAUGUCCCAGGACCGCGUCCUGUCCCCGCAGAGAGACCCACAGCAGGACUACAGCACGUCCUCUAAUGGCAUGUCCCCGUAUGGAGGCCGGAUCCUCUCAGACGAACAGCUCCUGUCUGCUGAACAUCGCCUCCUAUCCCAGGAUCCUCUGCUGUCACCGGACAAGCUGAUGAUGUCCGACAAGUCAAUGUCACGCGCCAUCUCGCACACAGACGUGUUUGUACCAACCACGCCUCUUAUGGACCGCUACAAGAUGACCAAAAUGCACUCCCAUCCCAGUGCCUCUAACAAUGGCGGUGGCAGCGGGGCUCUGGGAGCGGGAGGCAGCGGGCACUCCAACACUUUAGCCAUGAACCAGACAGCAACCAAGAGGCAGGCAUUUGCCACCAGACGGACUCACACUAUGGAACAGCUCCACUACAUCCCACCGCAUCACCAGCAGCAGCAGCAGCAGCAGCAGCAGCAGCCGCAGCACUACCGCACAGGCAGCAAGACUGAGGUGACUGUGUAACGGCAGCCAGCACAACCUGAACUGCACUGGAAGGUGCACUGCUGUGUGCCAGAGGUGGGGUUGAUAGAGGUACGUGGGUACACUGGCCUUCUUUUAGAAUAGGAUGGUGGCAAUUUCACUUUCUUUGACUGAAGUUCCCGCAAAGUCAGAGAUUCCAGGACCAAGAACAUCCACAAGCUAACUGUGAGAGACCGGAAAAACAAGCUACACUGUACACUGCAUACACAGGCCCUGUUAGAUCUGAAGCCAGAGAGGGUCGUGGAUGGGGGAGGGAUGGUAUUAUCCAGCUAACUUGCCUAUUAUUUUCCACUGUAAUUGUUUCCACUUGAUUACCCUAUUCAUCCACAGGCUACAGCCUCAUUCUGUGUGUGGUUUAGUGAGAAAACACUGAUUGUGUCUGUUUUAGCCUUUAUCGGCCCACUUUGUCCAACAAAUCUAUUCUGUGACCUUUUCUGGCAAAUCUCAAAGGGCUUUGCAUGGUUAAACACAGACUGACUUCUCUGUGACUUCUGUUGUGCUACACAACACCAUCACAGGUGAUGAACUAGGUUGAGCCUGUAAUAACUUUAUGAAUAUAUAAAUAAAUGAAUAAAAUACAACCAUUUGUACGCCCUGUCCUACUCAUAGCUCUAGUGAAUCUCAAUGAGAGAAAUUGAAAUGGAUGUUAUUAGCACUUCUAUUUGGUGCCUCCGACAGAUGUUUCAUUUCUAAAAACGAAGUGGUUUUGUGGGUUACAAAGCACAAUCAAAAAAAUAUUGUUUUGUUUUUGAUUUGUUGAGUUUGAAUAGUGACAGCUAGCUUGUUUUGUUCUUAAAGCAAUGGUUUUUUUUUUUUUUGCUUCCAGUAGACGAUUGUAAAUAAGCUAUUCUAGAAACAGUAUUAUGGACAAGUCUGUACUGGAUGGACUUUGUAUUAGACUGUCUGUUUUCAAUAGAUUCUUAAAGAACAACUAUAAAUCAUCACUGUUUUGUGAGUUCAGAAUAGAAACCCACUUAAACAAGUAUUUGACAGGAUCAAUUAAUACUAUACUGUGUGUCUUUGAAAAACUGUUUGUAGGACGAAAAGUGAAUGAAUGUGUUGUUAACUGAUAUACCACUGUUCAUAUUUGGAUGUAGACUGUGUUCCAUUGACAUCAGAAGUUGAACAUCAU
Perca flavescens (yellow perch) is the source of this 2806-nucleotide messenger RNA. RefSeq names its product shisa family member 6 (gene shisa6b). Gene Ontology annotation, biological process: regulation of short-term neuronal synaptic plasticity; regulation of AMPA receptor activity. Lineage: Eukaryota; Metazoa; Chordata; Actinopteri; Perciformes; Percidae. The record is from RefSeq and is a predicted model, not a curated record. Bases 1 to 1656 code for a protein of 551 amino acids. Gene Ontology annotation, cellular component: AMPA glutamate receptor complex; dendritic spine membrane; postsynaptic membrane. The transcript has 9 exons.